Molecule: messenger RNA, 2348 nt
Organism: Heterotrigona itama
Lineage: Eukaryota; Metazoa; Arthropoda; Insecta; Hymenoptera; Apidae
Source: the annotation of a GenBank genome assembly
AUGAGGCCAUCAACGACCAAUCAGCGUACAGUGACGAAGUCGCCGACCGAAGGUAUAAAUAACCGUUUUAGUGACUGGUGAUGCAUUCGUUUGACGAUUAUUGGGCGGAGUUGCCGUAGUUGUUAGCGAAAGCUCCAUUACUUGCUUGAGCCAACUAUCUACAUCAUACGUCCAUUUCUACUUCCUUUUUUUUUUUAAACAGUUUUGGAAGACAUUACACUGCAAGAUGGUAAGUUUUGAUCUAUCUUCAAUGUUUUAGAGAAUACGAAAGGAAAAUAAUGUUGGGUUGCUGGAGUGGGAACAGCCAUUUUGUAACGGUUAAAUGCCGGCCGGUUUCCGACUUCGUUUUGAAUUGAUGUAUUUUUGGAAUCUUUCUUUUUUGCAUUUAAAUUAUUUUUUUUAUUCGAAUUGUUUCAUAUAUUUCUCUGUAUUUUAUAUAACGAACAACAAAAUAAUGAUUUGUUUUUUAGAAAUAUCUGAAUAAUCGAGUUCAUUGAACUUUGUUCAUUGGUUGUUAACCAAUUAAAAUUUUAAAUUUUGUUUUAAAUUUUGUUUAAAAUUUUAAACUAAUUAAAAUUUUAAUUUUAACUUUAACUAUAGAUACGUCAACUUUUUAUUUCUAAGAAAAUUGGUAUCUAUCAUUAAGAAUUUAAUAUGGAGAUUAUUAACUAUAGAAUAUUUAGUUACUUUUAUAAUUUGUAAUUUCUUUAAUUAAUAUAUGUAUGAAUAAUAUAUUUUAUAUUCUUGUUUCAGCGUGAAUGUAUCUCAGUCCAUGUUGGACAAGCUGGUGUCCAGAUUGGAAAUGCCUGCUGGGAAUUAUAUUGUCUGGAGCAUGGCAUCCAGCCUGAUGGUCAAAUGCCAUCUGAUAAAACUAUUGGUGGAGGCGAUGAUAGUUUCAACACCUUCUUUAGCGAAACUGGUGCAGGAAAACACGUACCUAGAGCAGUCUUCAUUGACUUGGAACCCACAGUAGUUGAUGAAGUACGCACUGGUACCUAUCGACAGCUGUUUCAUCCAGAACAACUAAUCACUGGCAAGGAAGAUGCAGCCAACAACUAUGCCCGUGGUCACUAUACAAUUGGAAAAGAAAUUGUAGACCUUGUAUUGGACAGAAUUCGUAAAUUGGCUGAUCAAUGCACAGGUCUUCAAGGAUUUCUUAUCUUCCACUCCUUUGGAGGUGGCACUGGUUCUGGAUUUACCUCUCUUUUGAUGGAACGUCUUUCUGUAGACUAUGGCAAAAAGUCAAAAUUAGAAUUUGCUAUCUAUCCUGCUCCACAAGUCUCCACCGCAGUUGUCGAGCCAUAUAAUUCAAUUCUAACCACGCACACUACUCUUGAACAUUCCGAUUGCGCAUUUAUGGUCGACAAUGAAGCUAUUUAUGAUAUUUGUCGCCGGAACUUGGACAUCGAAAGACCUACUUAUACUAAUUUAAAUCGAUUGAUUGGUCAAAUUGUGUCCUCCAUUACAGCUUCUCUACGAUUUGACGGUGCACUGAACGUUGACUUGACUGAAUUCCAAACGAAUUUAGUACCUUAUCCAAGAAUUCAUUUCCCCUUGGUAACAUACGCACCCGUCAUUUCCGCAGAGAAGGCGUAUCACGAGCAGCUCUCUGUAUCAGAGAUUACAAACGCGUGUUUCGAGCCAGCUAAUCAGAUGGUGAAAUGCGAUCCUCGCCACGGAAAAUACAUGGCCUGCUGUAUGUUAUACAGAGGCGAUGUUGUACCUAAAGACGUAAAUGCUGCAAUUGCUACCAUCAAAACGAAACGUACUAUUCAAUUUGUCGAUUGGUGUCCAACUGGAUUCAAAGUUGGUAUCAACUACCAGCCGCCGACUGUGGUACCUGGUGGUGAUCUUGCCAAAGUACAGCGUGCUGUUUGCAUGUUGUCGAAUACUACUGCUAUUGCAGAAGCCUGGGCCCGUCUUGACCAUAAAUUUGAUCUUAUGUACGCCAAACGUGCAUUUGUUCAUUGGUACGUCGGUGAAGGUAUGGAAGAAGGUGAAUUUUCUGAAGCACGUGAGGAUCUGGCGGCUCUUGAGAAAGACUAUGAAGAAGUCGGUAUGGAUUCCGCUGAAGGUGAAGGAGAAGGCGCUGAAGAAUACUAAAAAGCUUUAAUUAGCUCAUAUAUUUAUGACUGGUUUGAUAUCUUUUUUUUUUGCUAAUAAACAGAUUGUCAUCAGCAAUGAUAUGUUCUUAUAUUUAGAAAUCCUAAACACUUUUUAUGUUGAAUAAUUGUAUUAUUUUAUCAUUUUAUUUAUAUAUUGUUUGCAAUGACUAUAACUUUAUCUAAUAUGAUUAGAUGUCUUAUACAAAAACUUUUAUUUAUAAAAUUAUGAGAAAAUCCUCUGUU